This is a messenger RNA of Balaenoptera musculus (blue whale), 3345 nucleotides long. It is a transcript of the gene DGCR8, whose product is annotated as DGCR8 microprocessor complex subunit. Gene Ontology annotation, cellular component: microprocessor complex. NCBI's taxonomy places the organism in Eukaryota, Metazoa, Chordata, Mammalia, Artiodactyla, Balaenopteridae. Gene Ontology annotation, molecular function: primary miRNA binding; heme binding; double-stranded RNA binding. Bases 409 to 2730 code for a protein of 773 amino acids. The transcript is spliced from 14 exons. Gene Ontology annotation, biological process: primary miRNA processing. The record is from RefSeq and is a predicted model, not a curated record.
GCGGGUCCCGCCGACUGGAGAGCGCCCGCGCGGCCCAUCUGGAGGGCGGCGGCGGCGGCGGCCGGGCAGUUGGGGUCUCCGCUGCAGUUGGGCUGCGGGCAGCUCGGGCCGGCCGCGGGCGCCGGAGGUGGAGGAAGACGGGUGCCCCUCCGGCUUGAGGACAGACUCGCUUAGUCGUCAGUCAUUUAAGCUGAGUGCAUUGUGAUUUCCAAUAAUUGAGGCAGUGGUUCUAAAAGCUGUCUACAUUAAUGAAAAGAGCAAUGUGGCCAGCUUGACUAAGCCGCCAGCGUGUGCAGCGCGGGCAGGACGGCACCCGGGUCUCGACGGACUUGUGCAUGUUAGCUGUAUAGAUUUAUGUAAGGUUUUUUAAAACUCUGGUCUUUUAAAAUAGUCUUAACCACUUUUACUAUGGAGACAUGUGAGAGCCCCUCUCCUCUCCCGCGUGAGCCCGCAGGAGGAGCGGUGAUGGAGAACCAAGCUUGCCCCCUCCGAGCGCUGCCCCGUGGACAGUCUCCACCACCUCCCCUGCAAACGUCCAGUGAUGCAGAGGUAAUGGACGUUGGCUCUGGUGGUGAUGGACAGGCCGAACCCCCUGCUGAGGACCCACUCAACUUCUACGGAGCUUCUCUUCUCUCCAAAGGAUCCUUCUCUAAGGCCCGCCUCCUCGUAGACCCGAACUGUAGUGGCCACAGCCCGCGCACCGCCCGGCACGCACCUGCGGUCCGGAAGUUCUCCCCUGACCUUAAGUUGCUUAAGGAUGUAAAGAUUAGCGUGAGCUUUACCGAGAGCUGCAGGAGUAAGGACAGGAAGGUGCUGUACACGGGAGCGGAGCGCGACGCGCGGGCAGAGUGCGGUCUGGCCCUUAGCCCUGUCAGUGGAGACGUGCAUGCUUGUCCCUUUGGCGGGAGUGUUGGUAACGGGGUAGGUGUAGGGGGUGAGAGUGCGGAUAAGAAGGAUGAGGAGAAUGAGCUGGAUCAGGAAAAGAGAGUGGAGUACGCAGUGCUGGAUGAGUUAGAAGAUUUUACUGACAAUUUGGAGCUAGAUGAAGAAGGAGCAGGCGGGCUCACGGCUAAAGCGAUCGUGCAGAGAGACAGAGUGGACGAAGAGGCCUUGAAGUUCUCCUACGAGGAUGAUUUUGACAACGAUGUUGAUGCUCUGCUGGAAGAGGGCCUCUGUGCUCCCAAAAAGAGGCGGAUGGAGGAGAAAUACGGAGGAGACAGCGACCACCCGUCAGACGGAGAGACAAGUGUGCAGCCAAUGAUGACCAAGAUUAAAACAGUGCUCAAAAGUCGUGGCCGCCCACCUACAGAACCACUGCCGGACGGGUGGAUCAUGACGUUCCAUAACUCCGGAGUCCCCGUGUACCUGCACCGAGAGUCUCGGGUGGUCACCUGGUCCAGGCCAUACUUCUUGGGAACGGGAAGCAUACGGAAACAUGACCCUCCUUUGAGUAGCAUCCCCUGUCUGCAUUACAAGAAAAUGAAAGACAAUGAGGAAAGGGAGCAAAACAGCGAGCUCUCCCCCUGUGGGGAGGUGUCCCCUGCCAAGCCCCUGAGCCGAUCUGCAGAGCUGGAGCUCCCCCUGGAAGAGCCCGACUCCUUGGGGGCUGACUUGGGGCCCCCAGAUGAGAAAGACCCAUUGGGGGCCGAGGCCGCCCCCGGGGCCCUGGGGCAAGUGAAGGCCAAGGUGGAAGUGUGCAAAGAUGAAUCAGUUGACCUCGAGGAGUUUCGGAACUACCUGGAGAAACGCUUUGACUUCGAGCAAGUUACCGUGAAGAAGUUCAGGACAUGGGCUGAGCGUCGGCAGUUCAACCGAGAAAUGAAGCGAAAACAGGCUGAGUCAGAGAGGCCCAUCCUGCCGGCCAAUCAGAAGCUCAUCACUCUGUCUGUGCAGGACGCGCCCACGAAGAAAGAGUUUGUCAUCAACCCCAAUGGGAAGUCGGAGGUCUGCAUCCUGCACGAGUACAUGCAGCGCGUCCUCAAGGUCCGCCCUGUGUACAACUUCUUUGAAUGUGAGAACCCAAGUGAGCCUUUUGGUGCCUCGGUGACCAUCGACGGUGUGACCUAUGGAUCUGGAACGGCAAGCAGCAAAAAACUUGCGAAGAAUAAAGCUGCCCGGGCCACGCUGGAAAUCCUCAUCCCGGACUUUGUUAAACAGACCUCUGAGGAGAAGCCCAAAGACAGUGAGGAGCUGGAGUAUUUUAACCACAUCAGUAUCGAGGACUCGCGAGUCUACGAGCUGACCAGCAAGGCUGGACUGCUAUCUCCCUACCAGAUCCUCCAUGAGUGCCUUAAAAGAAACCAUGGGAUGGGGGACACCUCCAUCAAGUUUGAAGUGGUUCCUGGUAAAAACCAGAAGAGUGAAUAUGUCAUGGCGUGUGGCAAGCACACAGUGCGCGGCUGGUGCAAGAAUAAGCGAGUCGGGAAACAGUUAGCUUCUCAGAAGAUCCUUCAGCUGCUGCACCCACAUGUCAAGAACUGGGGGUCCUUGCUGCGCAUGUACGGCCGUGAAAGCAGCAAGAUGGUCAAACAGGAGACGUCGGACAAGAGUGUGAUUGAGCUGCAGCAGUUUGCCCGGAAGAACAAGCCCAACCUGCACAUCCUGAGCAAACUGCAGGAGGAGAUGCGGAGGCUGGCGGAGGAGAGGGAGGAGACGCGGAAGAAGCCCAAGAUGUCCAUCGUGGCAUCUGCACAGCCUGGCGGCGAGCCCCUGUGCACUGUGGACGUGUGAUGGCUGGUGGUCCGGGCUCAGGGGCUGCCAGCUCUGCUGCGGGGGAGACCUGCCCUCACUCUGCAGCCCCGGGUCUCCAGUCCACAGUCCCCCGCCACUGCGUGUCUGACAGCCAGGCCCACGCAGCUCUUCCUUGGGGGCCACCCACAGGUCUGGGUGGCCGUGUUAAAGCAUCGACUCAGCCUGCCACACAGGUGGACACAGAGAGGUGGGAGGUCGCCAUGGACCUCUGCUUGUGUGGACAUGCUGCAGACUGGUGUUAUGAAGGUUUUCAUGAAUUUUAGUAUGUAACAGGCGCUGACAAGAAAUGAUAGUUGGAUGACAUGAAAUGAGAAAGCCCUGCGCCUGGGGCUCCCGUGGGCACCGUAGGGACCUGGCCAGAAGGUGCACGCUGGCACCCCAUCCCCUUCCCCGCCUCCUGGGUUUUCCUUUUUUCUCUGAAAAAGUUAUAGUUAGGAAGGAGUAUUUCAGACCUCUUUGGUUUAAAAUAAACACAACUUAGUAUCAGAACUAUUUUUCAGAGGCUGUAGGCAAACCACCAAGGUGAUCAUUCUUUGCCUUGAAAUGCAUUGCCCGUGAUGUGGAUGAAGGCACCUGUCCCUGCCCAGCUUGCUG